AUGCCACGCACCCGGGGGGACAAGGGGACCCCCAAGGACACAGAAGCCCCGGGCAAGGGGAAAGGGGGGGAGGUGGGUGUGAAAAGCCCCCACGCUCCCGAGGACGGCGGUGGGCAGCCGGGCACCAAGAGCCCUGGCUCGGAGUCUCGCCGAGGGGCCCACGGGCAGAAGAACAGCAAGAAGGGUUCUGGAGACCCCAACGCGGCAGCCAACAAGACCUACUCGCCCUUCCUCAACACUGUCUUUGGCAAGGAGCGGGAGCUGUCACCGGAGGAGCUGGAUGAGCUUCAAGAUGCCUUCAAGGAGUUCGACACGGACCAGGAUGGGUACAUCAGCUACAAGGACCUGGGUGCCUGCAUGCGCACCCUGGGUUACAUGCCCACGGAGAUGGAGCUCAUCGAGAUCUCCCAGCACAUCAAGAUGAGGAUGGGUGGCCGCGUGGACUUCGACGACUUCGUGCAGAUGAUGGGGCCGAAGCUGCGGGAGGAGACCGCUCACAUGGUGGGCGUCAGGGAGCUCAAGAUCGCCUUCCGGGAGUUCGACGCGAACGGGGACGGGGAGAUCAGCAGCGGGGAGAUGCGGGAGGCCAUCGCGGCGCUGCUGGGCGAGCAGCUGAAGGCGCAGGAGGUGGAGGAGAUCCUGCAGGACGUGGACCUCAACGGGGACGGCCACGUGGACUUUGAUGAGUUUGUCAUGAUGCUGUCAUCUCGGUAACGAAGCCUUGGGGCAGGAGAAGACACCCCCAGAUCCAACCGACCCAAAGCUCUCUGCCGUCAUGAGGCUUCAGAGUGAACAGCUGGAGUGGAUGGGGAUGGGGCAGGCAUGAGACACUCCCACCCCAGAUCCCAACUCCCCCACCCCCCCCAGGGGUGGUGGCAGGGUCAGUAGGGACAAUGACGACUGAGGAGCA
Molecule: messenger RNA, 910 nt
Organism: Pogoniulus pusillus (Red-fronted tinkerbird)
Lineage: Eukaryota; Metazoa; Chordata; Aves; Piciformes; Lybiidae
Gene: CABP4
Product: calcium binding protein 4
Exons: 6
Coding region: 1-714 (237 amino acids)
Biological process (GO): visual perception; regulation of voltage-gated calcium channel activity
Cellular component (GO): cytoplasm
Molecular function (GO): calcium channel regulator activity; calcium ion binding
Source: RefSeq, a predicted model, not a curated record